GAAGGCGAUCUGCUUAUGGCGGCUGAAGCCAUCAAUGCCGAUGCCAUCAAUUUCAUGGCGCGUUAUGGUCGUGGCCUGAUUUGUCUGACGCUGUCCGAACAACGCUGUCAGCAACUGAGGUUGCCGCUCAUGGUCGGUGAUAAUCAGGCUCAUUUGGAAACCAACUUCACGGUGUCUAUCGAAGCGGCAGAAGGUGUGACCACAGGUAUAUCGGCUUUAGAUCGUGCAACCCACUGUGCUCCGGCCAGUUAA
Molecule: messenger RNA, 252 nt
Organism: Priapulus caudatus
Lineage: Eukaryota; Metazoa; Priapulida; Priapulimorpha; Priapulimorphida; Priapulidae
Product: 3,4-dihydroxy-2-butanone 4-phosphate synthase-like
Exons: 1
Biological process (GO): riboflavin biosynthetic process
Cellular component (GO): cytosol
Molecular function (GO): 3,4-dihydroxy-2-butanone-4-phosphate synthase activity; GTP cyclohydrolase II activity
Source: RefSeq, a predicted model, not a curated record